AUGCCCAUUCCCCUGAUCGUCCAGGGUGUCACCGAGGGUGUCUCCUCCAUCCCCAUCGCCUGGACGAUCCUCAAGCUCACCCCCUGGGUUCUUGUGAUUGCCGUCCUGAAAUUUUACUUUGGCGGCGCCCGCAAUUCCUCGGAGCGGGUGAUGCACUCCAAGGUCGUUAUGAUCACGGGAGGAACAUCCGGCAUCGGCGCGCAAAUCACACAAUCCCUCGCCGCCCGCGGGGCGCAAAUCAUCCUGCUGACGCAACACAGCCCCUCGGACGUGUUCCUGGUGGAAUACAUCGAGGACCUGCGGCGCACGACCAACAACCAACUCAUCUACGCGGAGCAAGUGGACCUUGGCUCACUACACUCGAUCCGCACCUUCGCCACCAAAUGGAUCGACAACGUCACGCCGCGCCGGCUGGACAUGAUCAUCCUGUGCGCCAGCACGAACCCCCCUCAAAAGACCCUGACGGACGACGGCCUCGACGAGGAGUGGCAGGUCAACUACCUGGCCAACUUCCAUCUGCUGAGUAUCCUCAGCCCCGCGCUGCGCGCGCAGCCGGCGCACCGCGACGUGCGCGUCAUCUUCGCGGGGUGCUCGUCGAGUUACAUCCGGGCGGGCGCGUUUGAUUUGCGGACGGUCGAGGAUGUGAUCAAUCACCAGGUGUUGCAGCAGCAGCAGCAGCAGCAGCAAAAGUCAGCAGCGGCGGGGCAGAAGGUCGGGAAGAGUGGUCACGGGAAAAAGACAUCUACAGCCACCACCAACAACAACAAGAAACAAAAGCAGAGGCCGGAAAGUCUGUUCGGGAUGAGCAAACUCGCCCUUAUGGUGUUUGCGCACUCGUUUCAGAAACAUCUCAACGCCUUCAAGCGGCCGGACGGCCACCCUCCGGCCGCGCGGGUCAUCAUGGUAGACCCCGGGUUCACGCGCACGCCCGGCAUGCGGCGCUGGAUGACGGGCGGGUCGCUGUGGGGCCUGCUGGGGUACCUGGUCACCUGGCCGGUGUGGUGGCUGGUGCUCAAGUCGCCGCAGCAGGGGGCGCAGAGUUUCCUGUACGCGGCGAUGGAGGCGCGCUACGGCCGCGACGAGGGCGGGUGGAUGAUCAAGGAGUGUCGCGAGGUGGAUGUGGCGCGGCGGGAGAUCCGGGACGAGGCCGCGGGCAAGCUGCUAUGGGAGUUCAGUGAGAAGAUGAUCGAGGUCAAGGAGAAGGAGAGUGCCGUGCUGCGGGCGCGGGCCAAGAAGGAGGCGGAACUGGCGGAGGCGGCCGAGCAGAAGGCCGCUGCCGCGCCCAAGGCACAGACCCCUGGGUCGAGGAGGAGUCGGAAGGGCAAUGGCAGUGGCGAGAGUGGUAAAUAGACUGGCUGUAUAUAUGGUGCGAUAUUUUGGGGGAGGUUAAGAGUGGAGUGCAUACAUGCAUGGUUCUGGAGUUUAGGUAACUGUUUCAAGACACCUCAUCUAUCCACCUCAAGGGUCGGGUAAUCCAAUUACUUAUUUCAUGACACCUCAUCUAUCCAUCCACUCGCGAGACAACAACACAGCAAACACAAGCAAGUGCAAUUA
This is a messenger RNA of Aspergillus fijiensis CBS 313.89, 1554 nucleotides long. RefSeq names its product putative oxidoreductase. The transcript is spliced from 2 exons. NCBI's taxonomy places the organism in Eukaryota, Fungi, Ascomycota, Eurotiomycetes, Eurotiales, Aspergillaceae. The record is from RefSeq and is a predicted model, not a curated record. Bases 1 to 1350 code for a protein of 449 amino acids.